Messenger RNA from Cyphellophora attinorum, 516 nucleotides. RefSeq lists its product as uncharacterized. The transcript has a single exon. The record is from RefSeq and is a predicted model, not a curated record. The coding region runs from base 1 to 516 and encodes 171 amino acids. Lineage: Eukaryota; Fungi; Ascomycota; Eurotiomycetes; Chaetothyriales; Cyphellophoraceae.
AUGUCCACUUCGACCGACGGAGAGCCGCCGCUCUCGUAUGUCACGCCCGACUUCCCCUCCCUGUACUGGCCCAUUCGCGCGUCGCCAGGCGAGCCGAAAUACCUAUACUAUGCAGGUGACAUGUGGCGAUUCACCUUGUUCUGGACACUUAUUACUGUGGGCGUUGCUCAUGUUCUCGUGGCGAUAUGGGCGGUGCUUAUGCAGUACUCUUCCGCGCUGCAGAAGAGGAAAUGGCUCAUGUCACCUGCCGCUUCCAAGUUGACGCCGAAAAACAGGAAACUGGUCGGCCAAAAUCCCAUAGCAGAAACUACACGAUGGGUAUGGUUGGUCCCGAUCCUCUACGUGGUAAUUGGCGGUCUUGAGGCGUUGCUCGCUGGUAGUAUCGUUGGCUUAGUCCUCGGAGCUGUCUACGAUGCAGGAUAUUUCAAAAUGAGCACCUGGACGCCACUUUUCUGGGGGAUCAUUAAUUUGCUGGUCUUGGUCCUCUCAAGCUUCCGAGUUCAAGGCGCGCUAUGA